AUGCGGUCUAGUCCGAUGGGCUUGUACUGCUUCUACAAUGGAUCCGGCGACAAUGGUGAUGCUGUCACCUGUUCCGAGGCGCAUGGCUAUGCCAUGUUGAUUGCUGUCUUGCAUGGAAAUCAAGCGGACUUUGAUGGUCUCUUGCAAUUCUUCCUGAACUUCCGGAACGAGAGAGGAUUGAUGAAAUGGCAAGUGCGCAUGAACAGCCACAGUGGACAGCUGUAUGUGGCUGAAGAUGCCGAGGAUUGUGCGACCGAUGGAGACAUUGACAUUGCUACGGCAUUGUUCCUUGCGCACCGCAACUGGCCUCAUGGAUCUCAGAUGUUCCCUGCUGGUGCCUACCAGUACGAGGCAGCGAACUUAAGUGAUGCGCUUUUGGCCCAUUGCAUCCAUCCACACUUGAACGUACCCUUGCUUGGUGAUUGGUGCAAUAUGGACGACAAGGACAAUUGCCGCCUGUACGAUUCCACACGCAGCUCCGACUUUAUUCUCUCGUCUUUCUUGCUAUUCCAUUUCAAGCAUCCGAACCCACAGUCGCGCGCGCGUUGGCAGCAGGUGCUUGAGUCGACCUUGGAAGUGGCCCUUUCGCAGCUGAACAUCAACAAGUCAGGUUUGAUUGCUGACUUUUUGGUAUAUGACAAGCGUCAUGGAUGGCAUCCAGCCAAAGGCAAGCAUCUGGAGUCCAAGCAUGAUGGAGAUAUGAGCUGGAAUGCCUGCCGUACACCUUGGCGCCUAGCACACUACUAUGCCGUAACAGGAGACCAGCGCAUCCUUCCACUUCUUCAGGCCAUGAUGAACACGCUCUCUCACUGCCAAUUCCCUAGCAUUCCUGCUGGCUUGCGUCUGCGUGAUGGCAAAGGUCUUGUCGAUUAUUCGUCGCGUGCCUUUAUUGCACCGGCUGGCUAUCUUGCCUACGUACUUGGCAACAGCCAGGGCCAUAUGGCUGCUGUGCGUGCUUUGGACGAUGAAGAGCCUGAGUACUUUGGCGACUCUAUUGACCUUGUCAUUGCCGAGGAGGCUAUGGCCGCCCCCUCUUGGCUUUCAUAG
Malassezia pachydermatis is the source of this 1047-nucleotide messenger RNA. Its product is annotated as six-hairpin glycosidase. The transcript has 7 exons. Gene Ontology annotation, molecular function: hydrolase activity, hydrolyzing O-glycosyl compounds. Gene Ontology annotation, biological process: carbohydrate metabolic process. Bases 1 to 1047 code for a protein of 348 amino acids. NCBI's taxonomy places the organism in Eukaryota, Fungi, Basidiomycota, Malasseziomycetes, Malasseziales, Malasseziaceae. The record is from RefSeq and is a predicted model, not a curated record.